Messenger RNA from Belonocnema kinseyi, 571 nucleotides. Its product is annotated as protein dj-1beta-like. Lineage: Eukaryota; Metazoa; Arthropoda; Insecta; Hymenoptera; Cynipidae. The transcript has 4 exons. Gene Ontology annotation, cellular component: nucleus; cytosol. Gene Ontology annotation, molecular function: protein deglycase activity. Gene Ontology annotation, biological process: protein deglycation, glyoxal removal; guanine deglycation, glyoxal removal. The coding region runs from base 5 to 571 and encodes 188 amino acids. The record is from RefSeq and is a predicted model, not a curated record.
AAAAAUGUCGAAAACCGCGAUUUUGGUUGUGGCUGAAGGUUCCGAAGAAAUGGAAACUGUAAUAACCUCCGACAUUUUACGUCGUGCCGGGGUUCUCGUUACGAUCGCUUGCAUUGGCAACGAUUCAUUCAUAAAGUGUGCUCACGGCGUAAAACUAGGCACAGAUGCAAAUCUCGCAAAUGCAGUUCAAGGUACAAGUUACGACGCCGUCGUUUUACCCGGAGGUCCUGGAUGGAAAAAUUUGGCAGCCUCAGCGGAAGUUGGAAGCUUGCUUAAGGACCAGGAAUCCAGAAACGGGGUAAUCGCUGCAAUUUGCGCUGCUCCUGUUGUCUUGAAAUCCCACGGAAUUGCCCUAGGCAAGGAAGUCACUUCCGUCCCCCUCCAUAAGGAUAAAUUGACGAGCGACUACAAAUACGUCGAAGGACAGCAAGUCGUAACCGACGGAAAUCUCAUCACAAGUAGAGGUCCAGCAACCACCUUUGCUUUCGGAUUAACUAUUGCUGAAAAGCUGGUUGGCAAGGAAGCAGCACUCAAGGUUGCCGCAGCCACACUUUACGAGGGAUACAACUAA